AGCACAUGGCCGCCCAGAGUGUUUACAACUUCUCGUAAUGAGAUGGUGAAGAGAAACAAAGUCCCGGUGCAGGAAGACGUUGAUUAAUUUUGUGUGUUUGGGCCUUGUCUGUGGCUUUUGGUGAAACUCUGAUACUGCGGGGAGAAAAGGCUUUUUUUGGGGGGGGUGCCAAACCAAGAGCACAACUAAAGGCCAGGCAAGCCACAACACAGGCUGGUGGGUGCUGUGAUGUCCUCGUACCCCAACAGACUCAAACAUCCACACUGCAGGAGGAAGCACUACCCAAGUAGCACUUACCUCACCCACGUCUGACAGCCGACCACUGGACACCGGGAACUUGAAAGCUGGGUGGAGGGCUUGACGGGAGAGAGUGGGUAAACAAAGAGAGAUGUCAGACUCUGCAGGAGGUGGUGGAGGCGGAGGCGGUGCCGGUGCCGGUGUAGGGCAGGACUCGGAAGCAGAUAAUGAGCCCCCUCAACAGCCCCCACCUUUACUCCCUGGAGAUGCAGGAGAGACCUCAGAGGAAGGGCCCCCAUCAUCUGCCAAACGGCCAAGGAUGAGUGAGGAGAACGUGGGGCCUGAACAGGUUGUGGAGCCUGUUCAGAGGCAUGAAGAAAUACCAGCAGAGGCUGGCGUGCUGCAGGGAAGUCCAGCUCAAACAGCACAGGGAGACCUGCUGCAGGGUGAGGUGGAAAGCCAAAAUGGGAAAGAUGUAACAGUUGUUGGAGAUGAAGAAGAAUGCCAUCAAAAUGGAGAUGAAGGGCAUCAUGCUUCCUUAGAAGGAGAAACAAAACCAGAGGCACACAAUGGUGACGGAUCUGCGGACAGCCCCAGUGACGGACAGCACCUCGGCUUAGAUUUUACCCAGAACCCCCAAGUGCUGACUGGUUCCUGGACUGAGUACUCCAACCUGCCAGAGAACUACCUGAAAGGCUGCAAAUGGGCUCCCGAUGGUUCUUGCAUCCUGACAAACAGUGCAGACAACGUCCUCCGUGUGUACAACCUCCCUCCAGAGAUUUACAGCUACAGCUGGGACUUGCUUCCUGAGAUGAGUCCAGUGCUGCGAAUGGCUGAAGGAGACACCAUCUACGACUACUGCUGGUACCCCAAGAUGAACUCGCUGGAGCCGGACACGUGCUUCCUAGCCAGCAGUAGCCGUGACAACCCUGUCCACGUGUGGGAUGCAUUUUACGGGGAGGUGCGAGCCAGUUUCCGACCCUACAAUCACCUGGAUGAGCUGACGGCAGCUCAUUCGCUGUGCUUCUGUCCAGAUGGAACGCAGCUCUACUGCGGCUUUGACAAAAUGGUCAGGGUCUUCUACACCGAGCGGCCUGGAAGAGACUGCGAGGAGAGACCCACCAUAGUGAAAAAGCAAGGCCAGAGUGGCAUCAUCUCCUGCUUUGGCUUCAGCCCUUGCCAAUCUGUUUACGCCUGUGGCUCUUACUCCCGCUGCGCUGGCCUCUACUCCUGCCAAGACGGCACCCUGCUGGCUCUGCUGCCGACCCGUCACCACGGAGGUCUCACCCAUCUGCUCUUCUCCCCUGAUGGCAACUACCUGUACACCGGCGGCCGCAAGGAUCCAGAAAUCCUGUGCUGGGACCUGAGAGAGCCAGGGAAAGUUGUGUUUUCUCUUAAAAGGAACGUGGCCACUAAUCAGCGCAUCUACUUUGACCUUGACCAGUCCGGCAGGUACCUGCUGAGUGGAGACACAGAGGGAGUGGUGUCAGUAUGGGACACCCAGACAGCGCCUCCUGAUGGUAAUGAAGAGCUACUGCAGCCUCAGCUGAGGUUUCAGGCCUACUGGGACUGCACCAAUGGCAUCAGUAUUCAUCCCUUCAUGCCGCUGUUGGCAACAUCCAGCGGGCAGCGGCAGUUCCUGUGGCCUGGUGACAGCGAGGGUGACUCGGCCUCCGACACAGAGGGGAGCGGAGCCGUGCUGUCGCAGCAGAACACCCGGCAGGACAACGCCCUGACCCUGUGGUGGGCGGGACCACUUAGCCCUGCUGCUGAGGGGAGUCGAGACCAGAGCACAACGGCAGCGGAGGCCUGAAGAUCUGUCACUUCAGCCAGCUGACACAAAUUGAGUUACACAUGCCGUGUGAUGUCUAUUUCAGGAUGUUUGCUGUGCAUAAAGCUGAUUCUGAGUUCUUUCAAAGCCAAAAGGAGGUUCUUUAAAGCCUUAAUGCUGAGAUAAGAGGUGGGUUUUUAGGGUCAGUUUUUUUUUGUUUUUUUUUUAAACCCAUCAUGAUCAAAUAGAACCAGUCUCUUCUUAAACCUUUACCUUUUUGCUGUUUGUUUUAGUAGAGACUAAAUGUGGUGGAAGUGAAAGCCUUUCGCUGUGUUGUGAAGCAGCUCCGUGUCUGUACUGAUUGCACCUCGGCUCUCAGUUGUAUCAGUGGGAGUGUUUGUUUACGUGUGCGUGUAGCUGUAAUGCUGCCCUGGAGAUUCCUCACUGCUAUAGUUACAGUAAGUGCCAUUUGUUCUUAAGCUUUGCUUUGUAAACUGAUGGGGAUCUCCUGGCUUCUUUUUUUAAAAGUACCAGACGCACCAAGUUGCGUUGCUCUGUGCAUGCCCACAAAUGUAUAUUUUUGUAAAGCCGUGAUGACGAUUCAAUUUUUUUUUUUUUUUUUUUGAAUGUAACUAUAAAGCGAUCUGUGAAAGUCUUUAAUUUAGUGGCUGCUGCUUGAAAUGUGAUUAUUUUUUUUUCCCUUCUACCAGUCGAGGUGCAUUUGUACCUGUGUGAGUGGUGCUAGCAGCUCAGAACACAUUGUGUUUGAAUAAUUGCAUUAAUACUGCAGCCGUUUGCUGAAUGCUUAUGUUGUUACUGGGGUGUGCUUUCCUGUAGUUUCUCCAACCAAAGCCUUGGAUCUUUAGACUGAUUAAAUCGAUCACUUUUUAAA
Molecule: messenger RNA, 2900 nt
Organism: Archocentrus centrarchus (flier cichlid)
Lineage: Eukaryota; Metazoa; Chordata; Actinopteri; Cichliformes; Cichlidae
Gene: wrap53
Product: WD repeat containing, antisense to TP53
Exons: 11
Coding region: 389-2050 (553 amino acids)
Biological process (GO): Cajal body organization
Cellular component (GO): Cajal body
Molecular function (GO): protein binding; RNA binding
Source: RefSeq, a predicted model, not a curated record